Messenger RNA from Cavenderia fasciculata, 1872 nucleotides. RefSeq names its product Ras GTPase activation domain-containing protein. Gene Ontology annotation, biological process: regulation of GTPase activity. Gene Ontology annotation, molecular function: protein binding. NCBI's taxonomy places the organism in Eukaryota, Evosea, Eumycetozoa, Acytosteliales, Cavenderiaceae. Gene Ontology annotation, cellular component: cytoplasm. The transcript has 6 exons. The record is from RefSeq and is a predicted model, not a curated record. Bases 1 to 1872 code for a protein of 623 amino acids.
AUGUCAGAUUUAAAUAUACAACACCAAAUGAGUAGUAGUCCAUCUACCUCUAACUUUCACGAUAAUAGAAAGUCUGUUUACAUUCAACAGUCAAACAACAAUAGCAAUACUGGACGUUCACCACAAAGAAGCGGAGGUGAAUGGGGAUUUGUUGGUAAAAUCGGUGUUGCCAAGACAUCGGUACUUCAAAAGAUAGGAAAGGUUGAAGUGACACAAUCAACACCAGAAUUGGUUAUUAAUAAUAUAAAGGCAAAAGCACUUAAAUUGCUUUAUGAAGACACACUAAGAACUUCAAAAAAGUUGGUUAGCAAACUAGAGGCACAGGACAAGGCCACAGAGAAUCUCAAGACUGCUCUCACUGCCAUCACCAACUACUACACCAACGAGUCAAUGACUGGCCAGUCCAUCGAAUCUGUCGUCACUCUUCACAAUGAAUUGAUUCAAUACCGUAUUAAAUUUGAACAAUCCAUCAACAAUCGUUAUAUUCUUCCAGCCGAUGCUUUUCUUCAAACUACUAUUAAUCCUGCAAGAGAUGCAAAAGCUAAAUUUAGAAAAGCAAGAUUAGAAUAUGAUUCAGCAUUGAAUAAAUUAAAGAUGGUACAAGGACAAAAGGAAUUGGAUGCCAAAUCAUUGUUUUCAGCACAUGGUCAUCAUGCCCAAUACAAACUUAAAUAUUUGCACCGUCAAUACGACGCUCAUCACGCACUCCAUGAUACCAUCACUCGUCACUCGUUUGAAUAUUUGGUUCAAUCCAUUAAUCUAUUAGCAAGCGAAUACGAUCACUAUGGAUCUACAUGUGCCUAUCUCACUCAAAUGGAACCAUUCAUCCAAGAGAUGCGUACCCAUGCCGAAAAGCAAAGACAAGAGUAUCAAGAAAAAAAACAAGAAGAAACAAAUGCCCUUUUAGAAAUUGCAAAUGAAAAGGAAGAAACUAAAUUUAAUGAAUUAGUAGAGAUUUUCUCAUCAGCAGAUUUAGCAGUUGUAAAUGCUAUUUGUUUAUCAUCUGGUAGUGAUCAAGAUAAUAUUCUUGAGGAUUUGGUAAAGAUUUUAGAUGCUCAUAAACAAACAUUACCAAUCAUCAAGUUGGGUAUUUCCAAAGAAGUAGAAUCCACGCCAUCUGCUUCAACACUUUUCAGAGGAAACAGUACAGCCACCAAGUUGAUGACAGCUUUCACCAGAAUGACUGGUUGUGGAUACCUAAAGACCACCCUCAAACCACUCAUUGAAAGAAUUACCAAAGAUCCAAGUGGAUAUGAACUUGACCCAGACAAAGGUGUAGAUACAACUGGAAACAGUGAAAGAUUGCAAGGUAUCUGUCAAGAGUUCCUUGAAUCUAUUUAUAGUUCCUUAAAUCAUUGUCCUUUACCAUUUAGAGAGAUGGCAAAUCAUUUACAAACUGAAGUAGUAAAAAGAUUCCCAGAUAGUAAACAUACUUCAGUUGGUGGUUUUAUUUUCUUGAGAUUCUUUUGUCCAUGUAUUCUAUCACCAGAUAGUGCUGGUGUGGUCGACACUUCAUCACUUACAAUGGAAGCUAGACGUUCAUUGAUUCUUGUAAGCAAGGUUCUCCAAAAUGUUGCCAAUGGUAUUCUAUUUGGUGCCAAGGAGGCCUACAUGAAGGAAAUGAAUUCGUUUUUAGAGAGAAAUAUCGAGGGUGUCAAGGUAUUCUUGGACAAUGUUGCUACAUUGCCACCAAGCACAGACUAUACUCCAUUAGCAUCGAUACAAGAGGUCAAAGCUAAAGAAUUACCAUCCAUUCAUAAAUUAUUAAUUAAGAAUCUUGAAAAGAUAUUCAAGACUCUGGGUCAAUACAAUCAACAAUCUGUAACCUUCUCACUUGUAUCAGCAUUGGGAAGACUUGGAGAUACAAAUUAA